CUCAUGGGGCGUAGUCACUUCUCCUACAAGCCUACAAUAACUGGAGUACUGCCACAUAUCCUACACAUAGAUGGUCAUAUUUCCUACACAAAAACAAGUAUCCGUCAUAUAUCCUACACAUAAAAUGACUACCCUCCAGGUCAAAUAUCCUUUAAAUACACCAGUUUUAGAGUAAUGCCAUAUUUCCUACAGAGAUACAGCAUACCUCCUACACUCAAAAACCUGUUCUGUCACAUAUCCUACAAGGAUACAGCAUAUCUGCUACACACAAUAAUAUGUUGUCACAUCUCCUACAUUGCUCCUACAGGCGCACCCCCUAGCUUGGCGCCUCUGCACUCGGAGCUUCUGGCUCAGUACACUCCUGCCGACCUUGACUAGUCAACAAGUAGAUAAGUUGUUAUACAUCCGUUCGGCGUAGUAUCGUUCACAUUCAGACAUCAUGGGUCGAGUUUAGUCUCGACCCAGCAGUAUUUUUUUCUCCAUUCGACGGGACAGACGGCAUUAUUGUACUCGAUUGCGCCUGGACCAAGCAUGGCUAGUAUUGAGGGGAACAUCCGCUUCAAUGCAGUGGUUUACAAAGACAACUCUGGAUUCCGGUACCUCCGAAAUGUGGCAAGAAACAACAAACUAUACCUGCGUUGCAUUCAUCACCCCAACUGUGGAGGAAGAGCCGUAUUGUCGGAGACAACUGGUGUCAUCAGAGCAACGCAAGGUCACAACCAUGAAUCAUCCGACUAUGCUGCAACAGAUCUGAGGAACACUCUCAAGAUGAAGGCUGCUGAGGAUGUGGGCUCUACCAGCAACUCCGAGAUCUUCAGGCGGGUAACAAGACAUCACCAACAUGGAGCAGAUGUGUCUUUCUCAUCUGUAGAGCGAAGCAUGCUUCGAGCCAAGCGCCGAAUUCAACCGAGGCAACCACACACUGCAGAGGAGUGCGCCAACAUUCUAGAAAGCUUAGAGGCCCAGGCCUUUAACGUAAACUUCAGAUCUGUCGUCACAGAUCAGGGAAGUGGUCAUUUGGCAAUUAUUUUUUAUUCUCUAACCCUGGUACCACUGAUGACCACAAUUAAGGAAUGGAAUUUUGAUGGUACUUUUUACACUGUGCCUGCACUCUUCUACCAGCUCUUCACAUUACUUGGAUUUUACAAAGGUCAUUCAUUCCCACUCAUCUUCACCUUGAUGACAUCAAAGUCUAAAAAGUUGUAUGAUAUCACAAUGCAAAGAGUGAAGGAACUCAUCCCCAACCUGAAUCCUGAACAAGCAAUGGGUGAUUUUAAGAAAGCAGUUCUGCCAAAAAUUACUGCAUUCAAAACCUACAUCACAGAGUACUGGAUUCGAAAAGUCACUCCACAACGGUUAUCUGUCUUCGAAUUUUCUCGUGGAACUAACAAUGAUGCAGAGUCGUACCACAGCAGACUGAAAGCCAUUGUCCGCCAGCACAAGCCAAACAUUUACACUUUCCUCACACAUCUGAAUAAUCUGAUAACAGACACAACUAAGGACAUUGAACGUGUGGAUGCUGGCUUGGACAUCACUCGUCAGAAAAAGGAGAAGUUUCAUUUCAACUUCCUGGAGACAGUGCUGAUGAAAGUGGGGAUGAGCAUCAAGGCCCUGACAACGCAGCUGGUACUCAAGAUGUUCCUCCCGAACUUCGGUGCAGCAUCUGCUUAA
This is a messenger RNA of Scylla paramamosain (green mud crab), 1671 nucleotides long. RefSeq lists its product as uncharacterized. Bases 532 to 1671 code for a protein of 379 amino acids. Lineage: Eukaryota; Metazoa; Arthropoda; Malacostraca; Decapoda; Portunidae. The transcript has 4 exons. The record is from RefSeq and is a predicted model, not a curated record.